Molecule: messenger RNA, 1831 nt
Organism: Diorhabda sublineata
Lineage: Eukaryota; Metazoa; Arthropoda; Insecta; Coleoptera; Chrysomelidae
Gene: Acat1
Product: acetyl-CoA acetyltransferase, mitochondrial
Exons: 4
Coding region: 239-1756 (505 amino acids)
Biological process (GO): fatty acid beta-oxidation
Molecular function (GO): acetyl-CoA C-acetyltransferase activity
Source: RefSeq, a predicted model, not a curated record
AGCUCCAAGCAGUAUUCAAUUAAAAGUUGAUAAAUGAUUAAAUUGUUUUAUAUAAAUUUGUAAAUCAUUUUUUCUAGUCCAUAUUAUAGUUUUAUCUAACUCAACUAUUGCUUUUAAAAUUUCAAGUCAUUUAGAUUAAGGGAGGUCAAAGUUCAUGUACAGUGGAAGGGAAAAUAAUUUACAUUUUGGAAAUAUUACGAUUUCAAAUUUGAUUAUCCUAUUAUAAAGACUGAGCACAAUGAUUUUAUUAAAAUCAUUCAAGGUUAUGCAAAUGAGCCAAAGGCUUUAUAGUUGUGGUUUGAAAAAAGAUGUGGUUAUUAUAUCAGCAGUUAGAACACCCAUUGGUACGUUUUUGGGACCUUUUGGACCAUUAUCUGCCACACAACUUGGCGCAGUUGCAAUUGAAGCGGCUGUAGAAAGAGCUUGUAUCCCCAAAGACGAAAUUCAAGAAGUUUAUAUGGGUCAUGUUUGUCAGGGAGGAGCAGGACAAGCACCAGCAAGGCAAGCUGCUAUAUUUGCAGGGCUUCCAAAGUCAACAGUAUGCACAACAGUGAACAAAGUUUGUUCCUCCGGUAUGAAAUCAAUUAUGUUUGCCACACAAAGUCUUUUAUUAGGAGAUCAAGAUGUCAUACUAGCUGGUGGAAUGGAAUCUAUGUCAAAUGUACCAUAUUAUUUGAAAAGAGGCCAAACUCCAUAUGGAGGCGUAAAUCUUAGUGAUGGUAUAAUAGUUGAUGGUUUAUGGGAUGUCUAUAAUAAAUUUCAUAUGGGAAAUUGCGCAGAAAACACUGCAAAAAAACUAAAUAUUUCAAGAGAGGAACAAGACAAUUAUGCAAUUAAUAGUUAUAAGAGAAGCGCUGAAGCAUAUGAGAAAAAUGUAUUUGCUUCAGAGUUAGUUUCUGUUAAGGUGCCACAGAAAAAAGGACAACCGGAUGUAAUAGUUUCAAAUGAUCAAGAAUACAAACGAGUGAAUUUUGAAAAAUUUGGAAAACUCCCAACAGUGUUCCAGAGAGAAAAUGGGACUGUCACAGCAGGUAAUGCUUCAACUAUAAAUGAUGGGGCCGCAGCUUUAAUUCUCACAACAGCUGAAAAAGCGGCAGCAUUAAAUGCUAAACCUCUAGCAAGAGUCUUAGGUUACCAAGACGGUGAAUGUGAUCCUGUUGAUUUCCCUAUUGCACCAUCCAUACCAAUCCCAAAACUAUUAGAAAAAACUGGUGUAAAAAAAGAUGAUGUAUCCAUGUGGGAGAUAAAUGAGGCUUUUAGUGUUGUAGUACUAGCCAACCAGAAGAUUUUAGGACUGGAUCCCAACAAAGUUAAUAUACAUGGCGGUGCCGUAAGUUUAGGUCAUCCCAUUGGUAUGUCAGGGGCAAGACUUAUUGUUCAUUUGGUUCAUGCUCUGAAAAGUGGUGAAAAAGGAGUAGCGGCUAUUUGUAAUGGAGGUGGUGGAGCCUCUUCAAUGAUGAUUGAAAAAUUAGAUGACGAUCUGCUUCCUAACGAACUUCCUAAACUGACAUUAUUCACCAGAGAUCCAUGUCCUUUAUGUGAUGAACUAAAAUCAGAGCUAGCACCAUUUUUGGAAAGGGUCAAUUUUAAUACAGUUGAUAUAGCAAAAAAAGAAAAUGUUCGCUAUUUACGCUUGUAUAGAUACGAAAUUCCAGUAUUAUUUUUAAACGGUCAGUUUUUGUGUAAACAUAGAUUAGAUAAGAGAUUGUUGGAAGAGAGAUUGAAGGAUAUUGAGAGUAAAAUAGAGACUCGAUAAAAAGUAUUUUGUAAAAUAUUACACCAAAUGUUAAUUUUACAAAUAAAAGACUAUCAAUAAAAGUAUUUUAUUUAA